Molecule: messenger RNA, 3567 nt
Organism: Cadophora gregata
Lineage: Eukaryota; Fungi; Ascomycota; Leotiomycetes; Helotiales; Ploettnerulaceae
Exons: 1
Coding region: 1-3567 (1188 amino acids)
Biological process (GO): mitochondrial RNA 5'-end processing
Cellular component (GO): mitochondrial envelope; mitochondrion
Source: RefSeq, a predicted model, not a curated record
AUGUUCUCGACACUAUCCCGCGGGAGCUCGAGGGUUAGACAGACAUACAUCUGUUCAGCAUGUCGCUGCAAUAUACUCGCGCACGCCAACCCUCAGCAACUCCAUCUGCUAGGUAAUGGCGCAACACUGGCCACGUUGAACGACUUUUCCACCUCUGCACCACAGCAGACGAAAGCCGACGAUGGCGAGUCCAGCACAGCCGAGCCUUCGAGCGGAGAGACCCUGAGUGAAAAGCAGGGGGGUUCGAAGAGACGCUCUUCGCGAACGCCACUUUCGAGAUCCAAAAGCACCUUGAGAGCACUGAGGGAGUCUUUGCUUGCUGAGGCCCUACCACCACCUCCGCCGCAGCGAAAGUCUUUGGCAACGAGGACGCUAGCAUCCAAAGCUUCCGUGAGGGUGAAAGGCGCGAAAUCACUGAAGCUGACCAAACCCCAAGCAUCUGACGAGAGCCAACUCUCGGAGACAUCGAAUGGCGCAGCAGAUUCGCCGACAGCACAGCAAGCUGCGGGUGAGGUUGGAGACAACGAUGAGGGCGAUGCUUCAGGGACAACGCGGAAGAAGAAGAAGAAGAAGAAUGCGACAGUGGCUCAGAGAAAAGAACCGUCGAAAAAGGGAAAGAAGGCACAAUCGAACAAGAACACCGAAGCUAAGGCUGAAGCAGCAGACGAAGCUCAUGACUCGGUAGGUAUCGAUCUGCCGGCGGACUCUUCAGCUGAGACUGGACCGGGAAAGCCGUCUAAGAAUGAAACAACAAAGACACUGAAGGCCAAAAAGCGUGCCUCGAAGCUCAUUUUGCAAAAUGAUCCUCCUAAGGCAAACUUAGCUUCAGAGGAAGUAGCUGAGCCUAGCAAAGCUUCACCGGGAGGACAUGCCAGGUCGUGGACCGUGAUCGGCGAGGAUGGUCGUAAGUUUAUUGUCAAGCUCCAGGAGGGUGACAAAAGACAGUCGGCAACAGGAAAGGCUGCAUCCGCAAAGCCGAUGGCGAAAGAACUGAAGUCAAAACCCAAGACGUCGAUGAAAGGUACUACGUCUGUCGAGGCUGCGGCAUUGGGAAAUUCAACCCGUUUGAAGAUCAAGAGGGUGAAAAGCAGAUCAGAGCACAUCGCAGGCACCAAGAGUACGGCGAAAUUCUUUGCUGACCAUCCAACAAUUCGUGCAAAACUGAAGGACAUACCACAUAAUGCUGAUGCUACAGUCCUACGAAAUCGUCUCAAGGAACUGCUACAAAGCGAUCAGUUGUCAGAAGCGGAAAGAUUGCCUGCCUUACGUAAACUUAUAUCCCUUCGAAUACUUGGCAGAAUAGCACCUGGCCCUCGUUCUCGUCUAGGCAGACCAUUGAGCAAUAGGAAGAUUGAGACGACUCGUUCACUUCGCGUUAAACAAGGCGUGGAUAAAAAGGACUCAGUCUCUGUUAGGAGGACACUGCGAGGUACUACAGCUCACGAAAUCGACACUGUUGAUGCAAGCAAUCUACAACUAGUGCCACUCGAUACUGGGCCACUUCAAGUACCUCAGCUAUCAUAUGGCUUGGAAAGAGUUCUUUUCAACCCAGGUGUAUACCAGCUACAAGACCCUCGAUCACGGGUGUACAACUUCGAUCCUUAUUUGCAGACCAUUAUGCCUGUCAGCGAAUUCGACUUCAACGCGCUCAAAGAGUAUAUUACCUCGUCUCGGGACAAAGUUCUUUUGUCCAAAGCUAUUGCAGAGAAGAAAAAAUACACCGGGUCUACUUCGAGCAUGACUUCCGCCCUCGCCCAUUUCCACUUUCUUCUUUCUCAAUGGCGAGAGAUAACGGUCAGCAACUUGUCAAAGAUGUUUCCUGCCGAGUACGAUACUUUUACAGCCAUACAGCGCGCCCCGGUCUCAAUCUUCCUACGCUGGAGGGAUGGUGCGUACGCUAUUGACGCAGACAAGCAAUACGACAAUGCAAAUAUUCUGAUGAGCCUGGGGAAAUCCAUGGAGAAGCUUCUAACUCUUCCCACUGAAGACUUUGAGAAGUAUAGAAGGUCAAACUCUGAUCAGAUAACCGAAGAAGAGCGCAAUGCAUCUGAGGAAUUUCAUUACACCGGGAUUGGCGACUUCCUCCUGAGGUCACAACUCGAUGCUUAUGAUUCGCGUCUGCCUGGGACUGGAAUGUUUGAUCUGAAAACCAGAGCUGUGAUCUCAGUCAGAAUGGAUACAGAGGCCUACGAGGAUGGAAGAGGCUAUGAGAUUCGAGGUCAACAUGGUGCAUGGGAGUCAUUCGAACGUGAAUACUACGAUAUGAUUCGGUCCGCUUUUCUAAAGUACUCCUUGCAGGUUAGAAUGGGUCGCAUGGACGGCAUCUUCGUUGCUUAUCAUAACACCGCGAGGAUUUUCGGUUUCCAAUACAUUAGUCUGCCCGAGAUGGACUUUGCCCUUCAUGGGACUACUGAUACCACACUCGGAGACCAGGAAUUCAAGCUAAGUCUGGAUCUGCUCAACCGAGUUCUGGAUCGUGCUACUGCCAAGUACCCAGAACAAUCUCUCCGCAUCGUCAUCGAGACUAAACGGACGGUGACACCUCAGACGUACAUUUUCGCCGAACCCUUCGCAGAAGAUUUUAUUGAGAAGAUUCAAAAGUCAGGCAAAGCCAAAAUCGAAAAGUUUGAAAAGGCGGUUCUUGGCCUGGUCACCAAAGAGUACAGUGAAGAGGACCAGGAAAAGGAACUGGCAAAGAUCCAAGACCACGUAGAAGCAGGUGUUGAGGGUGGUGAAGCUGGGAACGAAGCUCUUCCGGCAACCGGUGAUGCAUCUGAACUGAAAUCUGGUCGUAACCGUGCAGAUGAGAACGGCGACCUCGCCCAAGACGAAGAUGUUUCGGACGCAGAGGACCUGUCAGAGGAUGCAAGAGAGCUGGCCGAUGUAGUCUCCGCUACGUUGGCGGAAGGUCAGGUUGUUGAAGAUGAAGUGGAUGAAGCCGUUGACGAAGAGUCUUCCGACGAUACAAAAGAAGUCGAUUUGGAGCAGUCUUCUGUUGAAGGAAGUGAAGAUGCUUCAGAGACUGGUUUGGAAGAUGCAGAUAACCACGAGACUGCUGAACCUGACGAGACUGCGGAGCCUGACGAGACUGCUGAGCCUGACGAGACUGCUGAACCUGAAGAGAGUGUUGAUGUUGAGGUUUCGCAGCCAGUUGUAGCCAACAAGAAUGCUGUGCCUAGGGACAUGAUAGCUAUGGUCCUGACAAUCCGGAACAAAGUCAACGGCAAAGAUAAACUUCGCCCCGAAAGACUCAAGUCCGAAGACACAUGGGAAGUCGAGCACACGCUUUCCGAGGUCGAGGAUCCCGAGGAGAUUGCUUCGCUUUACGAGGCGACUCUUCGUCGUCGUGAGCGCGCGCAUAACAAGACUAUUGAUUUGAAUAAGGAGUCAUUCAACAAUAUCUAUCUGCAGAGGAUCAAGGACAUGAAUCGGCGUGGUCGCAAGUGGAGAGAGCAGCAGAGUGAGUUGGAUAAGACUCAGCCGGUGAAAGUGCUGAAUGUAAAUGAUGGGAAGAACAAGACGGGUUUGUGGGCACAGGAGGAAGAGAAAGAUGACAGCCAGCAGUAG